Molecule: messenger RNA, 990 nt
Organism: Phoenix dactylifera (date palm)
Lineage: Eukaryota; Viridiplantae; Streptophyta; Magnoliopsida; Arecales; Arecaceae
Source: RefSeq, a predicted model, not a curated record
UGAGGAGGGAGUUGGAACAUCGAGCGCGCGAUGGCCGUGAGACGGCUUCAGCCGGAGAGGUACUCCUCGGUGGCGGGGGCCCCGGGUGCACCCUGAGGCGGGAUUAGAGCGUGGAAUGCAGAUUGGUCUAGAAGCUAGAAUUGUGGACAGGUUCGGGGCCCCUCGGGUGCCUAUGUCUCCAGAAGAUAGGGUUCAUGAGUGGUCACUCCUCCAUCACUUCCUCCCAAACCGGUGGUGAGAAGGAAGCUGCUUCUGCCUCAGCAACAGCCUGAGGUGUCGCACUUUAGACAGAUUACGCCGUCAAAGCCAAAAUUAUCUGGAAUGAAGAGGAAAUCAGUGGCUGUUACAGGAGGAAGUGAACUUCCUAGGCCAUCCAAUAAGGAAUGGAGUUGUGCUCUCUGUCAGGUGAGUGCCACCAGCAAGCAGGGCCUGGAUGAACACCUCGAAGGCAAAAAACACAAAGCCAAUCUAGAAGCACUAGUUGAAGGCAAGAAACCCAAAGCCACAGAAGCACCACUUGGUGCUAACAAAUUCAGAAGAACCAAGAAAGCUGUAGGCUCGACAUCUGUGACAAAGGUAACCGGCAAGUCAUUGCCAACAGAGGGUGCAUCAACCAAUGGGCCUGUGAAGAAUCAAAGAGAAGACAAGAAGCAACAGACGGUUCAGAAGAAGAACUACCGCUGCGACCUAUGCAAGGUGAAAUGCAACAGUGAGGUCAUGUUGGCCUGUCACCUACGUGGGAAGAAGCAUAUCGCCCAGCUUGAGGAGUCGAAAAAGGACGGCAAACCCAGGAUGCCGGCCAGUGCUGGAAAGAAGGUAAAAGUAAAUCAAACAGCAAAGAGAGAGGAGGUAGAGGAAGAAGAUAAGAAGGCAGAAGCUCAAUGAUUGAAGGAUCAAGAGUUGCUGAUUUUGUCUGUGAAUGCCAAAAGGACGGUAAGACGGAAAACCUAAUUCAAGUAGGGUAGCGAGUUCUCGGACUUGCUGACAUAG